CGGCGUUCCUCGGGAAUGAAAGAAAGUGACAUGUUGGAAGUGGGGGGAGAAAGAGAGAGAGGAAGGGCUGUCCCUUCUCCUGCAGGGCGGGAUCUUUCCUCUUGCUUGAUCUAUGGAGCCCAGCCCCUUAAAUUGGCUCCCGGGAGCGCCCCGGCCACCAGCCCGACGGGGGGAGAGGCGGAAAGCGAGGGAGAAGCAGGCAGGCGGGCGGGCGGCCGGAUCCCCCGUCCCGGCCCGUCGGUGUCGGUCCCGGCCCGUCCGCCCCCCGCGCACCAUGCGCGGCCCCCGGCGCCCCGCGCCCCUCCGGCCCGCCCGCCCCUAACGCCGCCCGGCUCCGGCGCCUUCCCCCGGCCGCGCUCCGGGGGGCGGGGAGGGGGGAGAAGGGGGCGAGAAGGAAGAAAAAAAGUAAGGAUAAAAAACAUAAGGGGGGGCGGGGGCAGGGGGACGAGAGGAAGAAGAAGGAGGAAAAGAAAAGCCAAGGGAAGCGGGGAAGGCUGCUCUCCUCUGAGGACAGCGCGCAGCACCAUGCAGCUGGCGCCGCUGGCGCUGGCACUCACCACGCUCUUCAUCGACGGCUUGAGGAUAGGAGCGAGGAGGCAGAAGCUGCACCCCAGGCAAGCCAAGCUGCUGGAGAAGCUCAGCGAGUACGAGAUCGUGACUCCUACCCGGGUGAAUGAGUUCGGCGAGCCCUUCCCCACCGAUGUCCACUUCAGGCGGCGGCGGCGGAGCACCAGCGCUGCCCCCGACGCCUGGAUGGCCGCCUCCGCCGCCUCCCACAAGGCACACUACAGGCUCUCCGCCUUCGGGCAGCAGUUCCUCUUCAACCUGACAGCCAGCUCGGCUUUCAUCGCCCCGCUCUUUACCGUCAGCCUCCUGGGAGAGCCCGCCGCCCACCAGCGGCGCCUGUACGCCGAGGCGGCCAACGCCGACGUGAAGCACUGCUUCUACCGGGGGCACGUCAACGCCCGCCCGCGGCACACCGCCGUUAUCAGCCUCUGCUCCGGGAUGCUAGGCACCUUCAAGUCUGACGAUGGGGACUAUUUUGUAGAGCCACUGCUAUCACUCGAAGAACAGGAGUACGAAGAAGAGCACAAUAAACCACAUCUAGUCUACCGACACCGGACACCUCCAAUGAACUCUUCGGGGGACAGGCAGACUUGUGACACUCCAGAUCAUGAACACAGUCACAAAAAGAACAAGCGGAAACACUGGAGAAGAGAGUGGGCAGAAAGCAGUAUAUUAUCUGACGUGGAGAUGUUGAAGCACAGUCUGGAAGUUAAUUCAUUUUCUGCAGAUAGCAACAAGACUGGGAACAUCAUUGAAAAGAAGAGCCACAAACGAACAAAGCGGUUUCUCUCCUAUCCUCGGUUUGUGGAAGUGAUGGUGGUGGCUGACAGCAGGAUGGUUGCCUACCAUGGAGCUAAUCUACAGCACUAUGUCUUAACAUUAAUGUCAAUAGUGGCUUCUAUCUACAAAGAUCCAAGCAUUGGAAAUUUAAUUAAUAUCGUUAUUGUGAAAUUGGUGGUGAUACAUAAUGAACAGGAUGGUCCUGCAAUAUCUUACAAUGCCCAGACAACAUUAAAAAACUUUUGCCAAUGGCAGCAAUUGCAGAACCACCCUGAAGGAAGUCACCUUCAACAUGAUACAGCUGUGCUUGUUACCAGACAGGAUAUUUGUAGAGCACACGACAAAUGUGAUACUCUGGGUCUGGCAGAGCUGGGCACAGUCUGUGACCCGUACAGGAGCUGUUCAAUUAGUGAAGAUAACGGACUGAGCACUGCUUUCACUAUAGCACAUGAACUUGGCCAUGUAUUUAACAUGCCACACGAUGACAAUCAUAAGUGCAAAGAAGAUGGAGGUAAAAAUCAACAGCAUGUGAUGGCACCAACACUGAACUUCUACACCAACCCCUGGAUGUGGUCAAAAUGCAGUAGGAAAUACAUUACUGAGUUUCUGGACACUGGCUAUGGGGAGUGUUUGCUUGAUGAGCCUUCAUCAAGAACGUACACGUUGCCUCAGCAGCUUCCAGGGCUGAUUUAUGAUGUCAACAAACAAUGUGAGUUAAUUUUUGGACCUGGAUCUCAAGUGUGCCCGUACAUGCAGAUGCAGUGUCGGCGACUUUGGUGUAUCAACAUCGAUGGCGCACACAAGGGAUGUCGCACCCAACACACACCCUGGGCUGACGGGACAGAAUGUGAGCCUGGAAAGCACUGCCGGUUUGGGAUGUGUGUGCCCAAAGAGCGUGAGACACCAGUGAUAGAUGGAGCAUGGGGGACGUGGAGCCCUUUUGGGACCUGCUCAAGAACCUGUGGUGGUGGCAUAAAGACAGCGAUACGGGAGUGCAACAGGCCUGAGCCUAAAAACGGUGGGAAAUACUGCGUGGGGCGCCGCAUGAAGUUUAAAUCCUGCAACACCGAACCAUGCUCAAAGCUGAAGAAGGAUUUCCGGGAUGAACAGUGUGCUGACUUUGAUGGGAAGCACUUUAACAUCAACGGGCUGCCCACGAACGUGCGCUGGGUUCCCAAAUACAGCGGCAUCCUAAUGAAGGAUCGGUGCAAGCUCUUCUGCCGAGUGGCAGGAAAUACAGCUUAUUACCAGCUGCGGGAUCGAGUUAUUGAUGGGACGCCCUGCGGCCCUGACACCAAUGAUAUCUGUGUACAGGGCCUUUGCCGGCAAGCUGGAUGCGAUCAUGUGCUGAAUUCAAAAGCGAGAAGAGAUAAAUGUGGUGUUUGUGGUGGGGAUAAUUCUUCAUGCAAAACUGUUGCAGGCACAUUUAACACGGUGCAUUAUGGCUAUAAUGUUGUGGUCCGCAUCCCAGCUGGUGCAACCAAUAUUGAUGUGCAUCAGCACAGUUACUCAGGGAAGCCAGAGGAUGACAACUACCUGGCCUUAUCUAACAGUCAAGGAGACUUUAUAUUAAAUGGAGACUUUGUCGUCAGUAUGUUUAAAAGGGAAAUCAAAGUUGGGAAUGCUGUGAUUGAAUACAGCGGAUCGGAUAAUACUAUUGAAAGGAUUAAUUCUACAGAUCGGAUUGAGCAAGAAAUAACGCUUCAGGUUUUAUCAGUGGGCAAUUUGUACAAUCCUGACGUUCGUUACACCUUUAAUAUCCCCAUUGAGGACAAACCUCAGCAGUUUUACUGGAAUUCAUAUGGCCCAUGGCAGCCCUGCAGUAAACUCUGCCAAGGAGAACGAAAGAGGAAACCCGUGUGUACAAGAGAGUCAGAUCAGCUCACGGUGUCGGACCAACGAUGCGAUAGAAUUCCCCAGCCUGACCCCAUCAUGGAGCCUUGUAACACAGAAUGUGAAUUAAGGUGGCACAUCGCAAGGAGGAGCGAGUGCACGGCCCAGUGUGGGCUGGGGUACCGCACCCUGGAGAUCUACUGCUCCAAGUACAUCAGGCUGGAGGCGAAGAUAGAGAAGGUUGACGACCGGUUCUGCAGCAGCCAGCCCAAGCCCAGCACAAGGGAGAAGUGUACCGGAGACUGUAAUGUGGGAGGGUGGCGGUAUUCAGCCUGGACUGAGUGCUCCAAGAGCUGCGGUGGGGGCACGCGGCGGCGGCGAGCCAUGUGUGUGAACACCUACAAUGAUGUCCUGGAUGACAGCAAAUGCAGUCAGCAGGAGAAGCUGACAGUGCAGCGAUGCAGUGACUUCUUGUGCCCCCAGUGGAAGACUGGCGACUGGUCCGAAUGCUUGGUGACCUGUGGAAAGGGGCACAAACACCGCCAGACCUGGUGCCAGUUUGGAGAAGAUCGAUUAAACGACAGAUUUUGUGAUCCUGAAACAAAGCCGGAGUCAGUGCAUACAUGCCAACAGCAAGAGUGUGCUUCGUGGCAAGUGGGGCCAUGGGGCCAGUGCACGACAACUUGUGGCCAAGGCUACCAGAUGAGAGCAGUGAAGUGUGUUGUGGGCACCUACGUGUCAGUGGUGGAUGAUAACGAGUGCAAUGCUGCAACCAGGCCAACAGAUACCCAGGACUGUGAAAUAGCAGCAUGUCCUCCCCAUCCAAAUAGUCCUGAAGCCAAGAGAUCCCUAUCAGGCAUUCAUAGGACGCAGUGGAGAUUUGGAUCCUGGACACCAUGCUCCGCAACCUGUGGGAAGGGUACCCGGAUGAGAUACGUCAGCUGUCGGGAUGACCAGGGCUCUGUGGCCGACGAGUCAGCCUGUUUCCACCUCCCAAAGCCAUCAGCCACAGAAAUGUGUACUGUGACACCAUGCGGGCAGUGGAAAGCCUUGGAGUGGAGCUCUUGCUCGGUGACUUGUGGUCAAGGUAAGGCAACGCGACAAGUGAUCUGCAUCGAUUACAGUGACCAGCUGGUGGAUAGGAGUGAGUGCGAUCCAGACGACCUCCCUGCCACAGAGCAAGACUGCUCCAUGUCUCCUUGUCAUCCAAACAGCCAUGACUAUGGCAGGCCCAUCCACCCUUUCCUCUAUCCGGAUCAUCGCCUGAAAGUGCACCCUGGAGGCAGCCUGAACAGAAACCGUGCACAUAUACCAGGAGGCAAUCAGUGGAGGAUUGGUCCCUGGGGUGCUUGCUCUAGCACGUGUGCUGGGGGGUUCCAGCGGCGGGUCGUGGUGUGCCAGGAUGAAAACGGAUACACUGCAAAUAACUGUGAUGAGAAAAACAAACCCGUGGAGCAGAGAUCGUGCGAGUCUGGGCCCUGUCCUCAGUGGGCUUAUGGCAACUGGGGAGAGUGCACAAAGCCAUGUGGGGCAGGGACAAGAACACGGCUAGUGGUGUGCCAGCGCCCUAAUGGAGAAAGGUUUACAGAUCUGAGCUGUGAAAUCCUUGACAAGCCACCAGACAGAGAGCAGUGCAAUGUGCAGGACUGUCCUAGAGAUGCUGCCUGGAGCGCUGGUCCUUGGAGCUCGUGUUCUGUCUCCUGUGGAAGGGGCCAAAAGCACCGCAGUGUGUACUGUUUGUCAAAGGAAGGGAGACAUAUAGAAGAAGACUAUUGCAAGCACCUUGCUAAGCCCAGCAUGCAAAAGAAAUGCAGAGGGGGCAGAUGUCCGAAGUGGAAAGCAGGAGAUUGGGGACAGUGCUCGGUGUCCUGCGGCCGGGGCGUCCAGCACCGCGCCGUGCACUGUCACAGCGGCACCCCGAAGGCAGCCGAGGAGGCAGAGUGUGACCCGUCCAGCCGUCCCCCUCCGCAGCAGGACUGCCACCUCCCCGAGUGCCCCACGCACCGCUGGGCAGCCGGCGAAUGGCAAGCGUGCAUGAAGACAUGCGGGGAAGCAUCCCGGUACCGCAAGGUGUUCUGUGUGGAUGAGAACAAGCAACCGCAGAACAGUGGCUACUGCGAUGCCAGCAAACGCCCUCCCGAGAUGGAGAGCUGCGGGCUGCCACCCUGCGAGUACGUCUGGAUCACCGGAGAGUGGUCGGAGUGCUCCGUUACAUGUGGGAAGGGAUACAAGCAGCGCCUCGUGUCCUGCAGUGAGAUUUACACCGGAAAGGACCACUAUGAGUACGGGUACCAGAACACAGUCAACUGUCCUGGCACACAGCCACCCAACAUCCAGCCCUGCUACCUUGGGGAGUGCCCUGUCUCAGCAUCCUGGCGUGUGGGCAACUGGGGAAGCUGCUCUGUCACCUGUGGAGUUGGAGUCAUGCACCGCUCAGUGCAGUGCUUGACGAACGAUGACCAGGUCAGCAGCUUGUGCCAUGCAGAUCUGAAACCUGAAGAGAGGAGGACAUGCCACAAUGUCCAUGACUGUGAAUUACCAAGGAGUUGCAAGGACAUUAAAAAUCUCAAAGGUGUCAUUGAAGAUGGCGAAUACUUCCUUCAAGUCAAAGGGAAGACAUUAAAGGUGUAUUGCUCUGGGAUGCAGACUGACAGCCCCAAGGAGUACGUGACCCUUGUAAAUGGGGAUGCAGAGAAUUUUUCAGAAGUGUAUGGAUACAGAUUGCAUAACCCGACUGAAUGUCCGUAUAACGGGAGCAGACGAGAAGACUGCCAGUGUAGGAAAGAUUACACAGCAGCUGGGUUUUCCACCUUCAGCAAAGUAAGGCUGGACCUGAACACUAUGCAAAUAAUAACGACUGAUUUACAGUUCGCACGGACACAUGAUGGACGACCUGUGCCUUAUGCCACUGCUGGGGACUGCUACAGUGCAGCCAAGUGCCCGCAGGGUCGCUUCAGCAUAGACCUGUACGGGACAGGCCUGUCCUUAACGGGAAGAGCAAAGUGGCUCUCACAAGGGAAUUAUGCGGUGUCAGAAAUCCAGAAAUCCCCAGAUGGUACCAAAGUAGUAGGAAAAUGUGGCGGUUACUGUGGGAAGUGCACUCCAUCAUCUGGAACAGGCCUUGAUGUUCAGGUGUUAUAGCCAUGGUUGUCUGCAAGCGGAGAUGAGACGAAUGAAGGAUAGCGAUGCAAUACCUCUGCCUUCCACUUUUUUAUGUUUAUGUAUGUAUAUAGAUCGCAUAUUCUUAAUGUACAGGUUAAUAUUUAUGUUUGGAAUUAUUUAUUUUGAUUUAAUAUUUUUGUACGUAAAAUCAUUAUAUUAAGGCUGCUUUUCCUAUUUUUAUUUUUUAUUGUUAAAUCCUGCAGUCAAACCACUGCAUUUUGCGUACUCUACAUUAUAUGUAGCAUUAUGACAAGUGA
Molecule: messenger RNA, 6599 nt
Organism: Neopsephotus bourkii (Bourke's parrot)
Lineage: Eukaryota; Metazoa; Chordata; Aves; Psittaciformes; Psittacidae
Gene: ADAMTS9
Product: ADAM metallopeptidase with thrombospondin type 1 motif 9
Exons: 40
Coding region: 16-6321 (2101 amino acids)
Biological process (GO): extracellular matrix organization; proteolysis
Cellular component (GO): extracellular matrix
Molecular function (GO): metalloendopeptidase activity; zinc ion binding
Source: RefSeq, a predicted model, not a curated record